AUGGCAGAAGAAACAAACAAAGAAUUGCCUAAAGAAUGCUGGGCAAUGAUCUUUAAACAUCUCAAUCAUGAAAGCGACCAAGAUUCAUUCUCUUUAGUUUGCAAGAGAUUUCUGUCAAUCACCAAUUUCUUAAAAGUCAACAUAAUAGUUUCAAGUCCAUCAAUCAAAGUCCUCUCUCAUAUGCUGCAAAGAUUCACCAACCUUAAAAAGAUACAGCUCAGUAGUUUCCGAGGGGACCUUAAUAAAGCCGUUCAUGCAGUUGCGCGAUCUGGGUUGGACUUGGAAGAGUUGGAUCUUUCCUAUAAUGGAAGUUUAAAAACAGUUUCUUUUGAUGAACUAGGCUCAAAGAUGAAAAAUCUGAAAGUACUAGAUUGUUCAGAUUGCCUAGAAGAUGCUGAUCUUGCAAGAAUAGCAAAUUCAUUCACCCACCUAGAGGAGCUGCAGAUCGGGCAACCUUAUUAUAAUGGUGAUACAAGUAGCAUUGCUGUAACUGAUGAAGGGAUAGAUUAUUUAUCAUCCAAGCUCAAGAGAUUACGAAAGAUAGAUCUAUUACAUAAUCUUUACAUUUCAGAUAAGUCCCUUAUCUCCUUAUCAUCGAAUUGUGCGUUUCUUGAGCAUAUUACAGUAUCAUAUUGUCGCAAUGUGACCAUUUAUGGUAUUUCAUUCCUCAUAAAUAAUAGCCAUCACUUGAAGUUCUUGGACCUAUGUGAGCAUUGUAAGAUUGAACCAUUCAGAUUCACUACUUUCCUACCAAAGUUACAGAUUCUGAGAUUCACAAAUCUGAGCAUCUCAAAUGAGUUUCUGUAUUCUAUUGCAGGAGCACAAAUUCCUUUAACUGAGAUUUCACUCUCAUCUUGCAUAAGCUACACGUUUAAUGGGAUCUCGAGGCUCCUACACUCUUGUCAUCAAUCUUUGAAAUCUUUAGUUUUAAGAGCAGCACAGUUUCUUACAAACGAGCAUAUAGAGUCCUUGUCCUCUUUUCUCUAUAACCUGACAUCGAUAGAGCUCUACUAUUGUCCUCAGCUAUCCGAUUCAGCUUUUGUUACGCUCACACAAAGUUGCCCUCUUCUAUGUGAUCUUGAAAUGAGUGAAACAAGCCUCGGAAGAGAAGAAUACAACCAUGAUGGCAUAGCAAAGAACUUUGCAAUAAAGUACUUGAAGUUAUCUUCAAAUUCUAGCUUGAGCACUUCAUCUCUCAGAAAGCUUCUUAACAUUUGUCCCAAAGUGGAGAAAAUCAAGCUAAAUUGUUGUUUUCAACGCAACGAACAACUGGACGUGACUGAUAUUCUAAUGUGCAACGGGGGGCUUGUGAAGAAUUUGGUGCUACAAGGAUGCCAUCGUCUGAAAGUUUCUAGAAUAGACCAGAAUAUCUCAAAGUUAGAGAUGUUAGGCGCAAGAACAUCAGGGAUAAACGGUGCAAUGUUAGUGAUUAUUGGAAGGAUGUGCCCAGGACUGGUACAUUUUGAUCUGGAGAGGUGUGACAACUUGACAGAAGAAGGGGUAAAGGAGGUGGUGAGAUUGUGUAAAAGACUAAGAUAUUUAAGCCUAAGUUCAUGUGCAAAUCUAGAUAUUGGCAUAAUAGCAUGGAUAGUGAAUAAUAGUAAAUCCUUGAGAAAACUAGUCUCACCAUCUCAUACAUAUCCAGAUGAAGAAAAGCAGAAACAAUUCUUGCAGCAAGGUUGUUUUGUCACUAAGGGUGUAUACUAUGAACCUGAAGAAUACUGGUACUAA
Messenger RNA from Beta vulgaris subsp. vulgaris (sugar beet), 1731 nucleotides. RefSeq lists its product as uncharacterized. The record is from RefSeq and is a predicted model, not a curated record. NCBI's taxonomy places the organism in Eukaryota, Viridiplantae, Streptophyta, Magnoliopsida, Caryophyllales, Amaranthaceae. Gene Ontology annotation, cellular component: SCF ubiquitin ligase complex. Gene Ontology annotation, molecular function: protein binding. The transcript has a single exon. Bases 1 to 1731 code for a protein of 576 amino acids. Gene Ontology annotation, biological process: SCF-dependent proteasomal ubiquitin-dependent protein catabolic process.